Messenger RNA from Rana temporaria (common frog), 798 nucleotides. Its product is annotated as alpha-soluble NSF attachment protein-like. Gene Ontology annotation, cellular component: synaptobrevin 2-SNAP-25-syntaxin-1a complex; vacuolar membrane; terminal bouton. Gene Ontology annotation, biological process: regulation of synaptic vesicle priming; SNARE complex disassembly; synaptic transmission, glutamatergic. The record is from RefSeq and is a predicted model, not a curated record. Lineage: Eukaryota; Metazoa; Chordata; Amphibia; Anura; Ranidae. Gene Ontology annotation, molecular function: soluble NSF attachment protein activity; syntaxin binding.
GCCAUGGAUAACUCCGGGAAGGAGAAGGAGGCCAUGCAGCUGCUGGCUGAGGCCGACAAGAAAAUAAAAUCCUCGCAGUCCUUCUUCUCCGGCCUGUUCGGUGGCUCCUCAAAGGUGGAAGAAGCUUGUGACCUCUACGCCCGGGCUGCGAACAUGUUUAAAAUGGUGGUAAUCGCUGCUAAUGCUUUCUGCCAAGCUGCCCAGCUUCAUCUACAAGUCCAGAGCAAGCAUGAUGCAGCGACAAACUUUGUGGAUGCUGGCAAUGCCUUCAAAAAGUCUGAUCCUCAAGAAGCCAUCAACUGCCUGCUUCGAGCAAUUGAGAUCUACACUGAUAUGGGAAGAUUCACCAUUGCAGCCAAACAUCACAUAUCCAUCGCUGAAAUAUACGAGUCCGAGCUGGUGGAUAUAGAGAAGGCAAUUGCACACUAUGAACAGUCAGCUGAUUACUACAAGGGCGAGGAGUCCAACAGUUCUGCUAACAAAUGUCUUCUGAAGGUCGCCACUUACACAGCUCAGCUGGAACAGUAUGCAAAAGCUGUUGAAAUCUAUGAACAGGUUGGUACCAAUGCGAUGGACAGUCCUCUACUCAAAUACAGUGCCAAGGAUUAUUUCUUCAAAGCUGCCCUCUGCCAUUUCUGCAUCGACAUGUACAACGCCAAGAUGGCAGUCCAGAAAUAUGAGGAAAUGUUUCCAGCUUUUUCUGAUUCCAGGGAGUGCAAGCUAGUAAAGAAACUGCUUGAUGCUCAUGAAGAACAAAACCUGGACAACUAUACAGAUGCAGUAAAAGAAUCAAGAUGA